UGUCUUUUAAGUGAUUUUUUUGGUCAUUUUUCAAGUAGAAAACAGAAGCAGAAGUUUUGUACAGUCUCAAAGUAAAGUUCUCUCUUUACUUUUCACCAUUUUCACCAGUCUUUUAUAACAUGUUUUAGUAUAAUUUGUGCAAAAUUCAAAUUGAAGUCUUUGUUUUAAUAGGAAUACUAGAUGCUGCUUUAUAGAUUUUCCUUGCAGUGUAUGUCAUGUUUUGCAUAAAAUGUGAGAAAGACAAGUGGAAUUUGACUGAGCCAUUUUGAUAAGAGAUUAUCAUGUUUUUACAACCGAGACACAUCUGAGGAAUUAUUUAAGUAAUAUUUAACCCGUUCACGUGUACAUUCAGGAUGUUCUGAGCCGGUGAAUGUCUGGGUGUUUUUUGGGAAUACAUGUGUGUUACUUUUGGAAAUAUCUACCAACUCUACCUUAUAAAAAAACAGCAAGGUUGUAGGGCAGACUAUGAGUGUUUGUAUAAUUUUUUAGACUUGGCUUUACUGCAUUUAGGUAGAAAUACGGUGUUCCAGGAUACUACAAUACAGUGCCAAAUCCCAGGUUUAUAUCAAUAUACUGUAGAAAGAACUGUGUAGGAAAUGUGAAGCUUUCAACACAUAGAGCCCAGAGUUUAGUGGUUUAAAAGAGGACAAGUACACAGAAAUAUUGAUCGUCUAUAAGAUUUCGUGGAAAAUCAUUUGGAGUCUGAAUGUCUGGAGUCUUCAACACAAACAUGUUCCUUGUUGAUGCUCUCACAGGGAUUCUACCGCAAACACAUUCAGCGGUUGUUGUUUGGUCUUCAGCUCAGUCAGACUGAGAUCAGCUGACUAAAAUAUUAGACCUCUUCAACCUGAGAAGCUCUUUUCUUACUUUGAUAGUACAAUUUUAACCACUCAGAUAGAGGUUUAUUCAUCUUUUAUAGCUCCAUGGUGCUUUGUUGCAGAAAUUAAUGGUUUCUUUCUAUAAGUUUUUGGAAACUGUAGGACUUUCUAUUCUGUCAUUUACUGUAAACAUGUGCAGUUACUUUUUAACCCCUUAACUUUGCACCAAAUCAUCUAUGCAACUCUUGCAGUGCUGAUGUAAACUUAAUCGACUAAAAGCUGAGGUUUGGCAAUUUGAUGUAGUAUAUAGAGUUUUAUUUCAAAUUGCAUGUGAUAAAGAACGGUCUGUGGAACCAAAAAAAUGUAUAAUUGUUCACUUAUAGUCUUGAUUAUGUGUAUUCUUCCCCCAAAGCCCCCCCCAAAACUUUUAUACACUUUGUUGAAAUUGUCAAAUUUUACUUGAUUUACUUUUUUCUGCAUGAUUGAAACCAACUGAGGACGAUUCUGUGCUUCAUCCUGACUUAAAAGUGUCAUUCUCGUCAUUACCAUUCAUUUUCCCAAACUCAUACAUCUUCACUGACAGAGGCUUGUGACUGUAAAUGCCAACUUAGGCAGAGAUCUUUUUGAGUCAUAUAAUAUUUUUAUAGUAUUUUUAAGUAUGUGAUCAGAUGAAAGAGAGAAGCAAAUCCCACUUUUAUAGACCAGUCACCUACAGGUUGACUAACAUGACUAAUGAACUGAUUAUUUCAGCAGUGAUUGUUUUGAUUAAAAGUAGAGCUAAAUAUAUCACAUAUUAGCUGCUCACUCCUGUUAGUCACCAAAUACUGUGGUUAGUUAACAAGAAGAAAUCAUGUAUUGCAAAUAAUAAUGUUGUUUGAACUUUUAGCAUGUCUAUAAAACCACCCCAAAUAUCCCGUGGUCCUCACAUGUAUAUACACAGAUCUGGUAUGACAUUACAACCACCUGCUUAAUAUUGUGUUGGUCUCCUUCAUGCUGUUAAAACCCCUCUGACCCAGUGGGACAUGGACACAGGACCUCUGUGGAUGUCCUGUGGUAGUAAAUUCUGUGGGUCCUGUGGGUAGCAGGGUGGGUUCUACCUAGAUCAGGCUUAUCCUGGCACAUCCCAGAGAUGCUCAAUGAGAUUUGUAUGUGGGGAGUGUGGAACCCUGGUGAACAGAUUCAAGAUUCAAAAACUUUAUUGUCAUACACGCAGCAGAAACACAGUGGUUAGUGAUGAAAUUCUUAUUUUGCAAACUCCCUUCACACAACUGAAACAAAUACAAUGGAAUAAGAUAAAAAUGAAAUAAUAAGAUAUAAUAAUGAUAAAAUAAAAUAAAUUGUUACAAAUAAAUUCUGUGUGCAAAUGUUGACAAUAUUGCAAUAUAUCAUAUGUAAACAGUCAAGGGAUGUGUGCGAAAUAUUGCUUCUAGUUAUUGCUGGUGAGUCAGUGAUUUAGUAGCCUGAUGGUCUGUGGAUAAAAACAGUUUUUUAGUCUGGUGGUCCUUGCUUUCACACUCAUGUAGCGUCUGCCAGACGGCAAUGUGUGCUGUGGAUGGGUGUGGUUCUUGGUGAUGUUGUGGGCUCAGUGGUGUAAAUGUCCUGUAGUGGGGGAAAGGCUGCUCCAUAGAUGAACUGUGCUGUCUUAAUGACACACUUACUUAACAGUUUAGCUCUGUCGUGUUCCCUGGGCCACUCCCGAGCAGUUUUUGUGGUGUGUUGGGGUGCAUUGUCCUGCUGAGGGUGGCAACUGGCAUCAAGAACUGCUGUUGCCAUGGCAGUGUGAGGGUUGCUUAACCUGCAAUGCUUAGGUGGGUAGUACAUGUCUGACAUCCACAUGAAUGUCAAGACUCAAGGUUUCCCAACAGAAUGUUGCAUUAUAACAAGAUGAUCGAUGUUCACUUCACCUGUCAGUAGUCGUAAUGUUGUGGCGGAUUGGUGUAUGUUCAUGUAUUUCAGAGGCCACAUGGAUGCAGAGCGUCAUGGUGGCUAUUAUAGACCUUGUGGCUCCCGUGGAGCUGAUUUCAUCUGCUGGAGAGCUAAAGAUGCCAUUUUCAGACGCCAUCAAAUACAGCAUUCUGGCCAUCUCAGUCACUCUCCUGCUGCUGGCGCUGGGCAUCCUGGCCUGGCAGAUCUUCAGAUGCUGCACACAGUCGCACAAUACGUACAACCAGCAAGACACAGUGAGCAGUAACCUGCUUUACACAGAUGAGAAGCCGACAACUGCAGGAAACUACUCAGGAGCUCCAAGUACUAAGGUGGAGGAUGUCAGCACUGAGGCCCGCAGACUGAGUCGAUGUUUGUCUCAGACGUCGUUUCCGUCCUCAGGAUCCAGCCAGAGAGACGAGGACAUGGGAGAACAGGAAAGCAUUAAAAAGGUUGAUGGAUCGCUUCGGUUCUCCGUCUACUACGACCGGCUGCAGUCUCGUCUUGUGGUCACCGUGUUGCAGGUCGAGGGUCUUUUGCAGCUCAGCCAGACCUGCAGACUCCAGCCGUUUGUGAAACUACGACUCAUGUGGGCUGGAUCAGAGACAGUGGAGGUGGAGGGCUUUACAGAUGAGGAGGGUGAAGAGACGCUGCCUGUUCUGUGGACGGUGCUGCAGGAGUGGAGGACUCGCACUGUGAAAGGCAGCUGCAGCCCUUUAUAUGGAGACCAGUUCAGCUGUGUUCUGCAGGAGGACAAGCUUCAUCACGUCAACCUCAGAAUGGAGGUGAAGGACUUUGAUAAAUUCUCCAGACACACAGUGUUGGGGGAGGUGAGGCUUCCUCUCAGGCAGCUCAACAUCUUUUACCCUCUGGAGCUACAAGAGGAGCUGCAGAUACCCCAGAAGGAUCUUGUGGGAGAGGUGCUGCUGACGUUGAAGUUUCUUCCCACUUCUCAGAGGCUUGAGGUCGGCCUGCUGAAGGUCAGGACGGUCCUCACUGAGAUGUGCUCGGAUGCAGCCCUGUAUGCCAGGAUCAGCGUCCAGUGUAACCAGUGCAAGCUGAGGUACCAGAAAACCUCUGCAGUGGAUCGCUGCCUGGUGACCGUCUUCAAUCAGGUCCUCAUGUUCUCCCUGCCAGAGUCUCCUGUGGAGCAGUGCAAGAUUUUGGUCUCUGUGUAUGAGACUCACGCAGCUAGGAAAUCAGCCAAACGUCUGAUCGGACAGCUGAGUGUGGGGAAGGAGAGGAGCAACGAGGACGAGCACUGGACCUGGAUGAUGCGCUCAGUCCGCCAGCCAGUAGCAAAGUGGCACAGCCUGCUGAUCUGAGGUGCAGCUCAUGAACUUUGUCCACUACACGCUUGUAGUGAGGUCUUCAUGUGCCCGCCUAAACAACAAAUUCAACUGAAGCCUCAUGGUACUUGAUCUACUUGUUCACCCUCAUCUCUUCAAUUUCUGCUUUGAGGUCCAACCCUUAUCAUAUUGAAAGAGCUUUAAAGAUUAAAACUAGCACUCCCCACUUCUUACGUUUUGCACUUUGUGUACUCUCUUACUGAGUAAUUGUGUUUUUGUGUUACCGUUAAAUUUAUCUGUGUUCUUUUGUGCUUGUUUUAACUGUUCAUUCUGCAUUAUUAUAUCUUUCUGUUGCAAAUGAGUCAAUUCACUGAUUCUUUGUGACAAAGAAGAAACUUAUGGUUUAUAAGUUGGAGAGACCAAGUAAUACUUGUUUAGUGGGUAUGUGAAAAACAUUUCCUAAGGACAAGAGGCUGUACUGCGAAAAAGCAAAACCUAGCAUGACUCAAUCUUCAUGCCUCCUCUUUUUAACUUUAUCUACUUGUGGUAGUCGGUGGCAAUACUCAACUUUUCUAAAGUUGAGGAAUGCCCUGCUUACACUUACAUAGUUAAUGAUUACAUAUUCAGUUUCAGGUUGAAGCGAUUGUUUGGAUGCACCACACUGAUUUCAUGACAGGCCCAUGUGUCCAUCAGUCAGUUUAACAGUUUAUUUUGUUUGUGAAAACAGAGUAGCACUUCUUGAGUCAUAUAUGUGAAUUUUAUCCAUGACCAGCCAGUACCUGAACCAGUCACUGAGGACUGGAACUUGGUAUGAUGAUAACUAUUGUUGGUCUAUAAAAGCUGAGUACAUUUUUUUUUUAAAAAAUGAUGAAUUCCAAGACAGAAUCCAAAUGUUUAAUUUUUCAAAACUGAAUAAAUACUUACUGCUCAUGGA
Amphiprion ocellaris (clown anemonefish) is the source of this 4964-nucleotide messenger RNA. RefSeq names its product synaptotagmin XIX (gene syt19). The record is from RefSeq and is a predicted model, not a curated record. The transcript has 8 exons. Gene Ontology annotation, molecular function: calcium ion binding; clathrin binding; calcium-dependent phospholipid binding. Bases 2738 to 4066 code for a protein of 442 amino acids. Lineage: Eukaryota; Metazoa; Chordata; Actinopteri; Pomacentridae. Gene Ontology annotation, biological process: cellular response to calcium ion; regulation of dopamine secretion; regulation of calcium ion-dependent exocytosis. Gene Ontology annotation, cellular component: synapse; axon.